AUGGCAGAAGGAGAUGAUGAAGAAACAUUUUCAAGUCCUCUUGUGUUCCGUCUACAUGAGAGUGCACCCAGAGUAGUACAAGAGGUCUUGUUGGAACGUGGAUGGAAGGAAUACAAUGAAUAUUAUCAAGACGAAACAGAAUGGAACUUGCACUGGAGAUCAUCCUCCUUCCGAGCAUCUGAUCAUGACAAAGUUAAGCCAUGGCAAAGACUCAAUCAUCAUCCAAGUACAUCACAGAUGACAAAGAAAGACUGUUUAGCAAGACAUUUGAAACGUAUGAAAGGAAUUUAUGGUGCAUCAUACUAUGAGUUCAGCCCAGUAUCCUUUAUUUUGCCAAAUGACUACACAAAAUUUGUUGCUGAAUAUACCAAGGAAAGACAAGAAAAAAAGUUAAGUUACUGGAUCUGCAAACCAGUUGACUUGUCAAGAGGUCGAGGUAUAUUCAUUUUCCAUGAUAUCAAAGACUUGAGAUAUGACUGUACUGUAAUUGUUCAGAAGUAUAUCACUAACCCUUUGCUAAUUUCAGGUUACAAAUUUGACCUGCGUAUUUAUGUUUGCGUAACAAGCUUCUGCCCAUUAACAGUUUACGUUUAUCAGGAAGGUUUGGUUAGGUUUGCAACUGAAAAGUUCAACCUAAGUUCACUUGACAAUGUAUAUGUCCACUUAACCAAUACCAGCAUUAACAAAUACAGUUCAUCAUACGCUACAGAUAAAGAGAGGAUUGGUAGUGGAUGUAAAUGGACACUUAGCCAGUUCCGAUCUUAUCUUCGUAAUCUAGAAGUUGAUGACGCAUUACUUUGGCAAAGAAUCUACAAUAUAGUCAACAUGACCCUACUGGCUAUUGCACCAUCUGUGCCUUCAUCUCCUAAUUGUUUUGAGCUAUUUGGUUUUGAUAUUCUUAUAGAUGAUACUCUAAAGCCAUGGCUUUUGGAAGUCAAUUACAGCCCGGCUCUGUCAAUAGAUUGCUCUCAUGAUGUCAUAGUAAAAAAAAGUCUUAUACAUGAUAUCAUUGAACUACUAAAUUUUAAGACAUCCGAUGGCAUAAAUGACAGCAGCACUUCUAAAAAGGUUGACAAGGCAGUACAUUCUACACAAGUCCCACGUCCCCAAACACCCUGGAGGUGUGACAAUAAUGUUAAUUCUCAAAGACCUCUAAAAACCUGCCAUUCUUUGAAAAGCGAGCAUUCAAGAGAAAAUCAGGAACAAACCUUUAGUCAGCAUGCUAACUUUAAAAUUCCCCAUGUUAAUUUGACAGAUGAUUAUCAUCACGUAGAUGGUGACAAGGAAACUAAAGAUGUUGAGAAUGAAGGAAAGGAGAUAUUCAGGAGAAAUCACUCUGGAGAAACUUCUUUCCUACCUCUUCAUGAGGAAGGAAACAAAACAAGCAGGGAUGAACAUAAAAUAGCAGGAUCUUUUCCUCGUAAAACCCUCACUUCAAGGUUAAGAGAAAGAAUGAAUAUGCCAGAGAGACUGACAAGUUUUUCCAAAUCCCAUCAAACAUUGAAUUCCAAAAGAACUAAGGUGGUUACAAAUAGCUCAUUUCAGAUUCCACAUUUGAAAACAAUUAAACGUUCUUUCUUCCCAUUAUAUUUUAUUUCAGAUCUAGACAAAAGACCUCCUGCUCGUGUUGGUGAUUUUAUACUUGUAUUUCCCUUUAAUCACUCUUCCCUUGUAGCUUCUAGAAAUGGAACAGCAGACAUCAAAAGUAUAAUUCAGGAAAUCAGCAAGUUAACACACAGGUUUUCACCAAAUAUAAAGGCUGCCUAAUUUAAACUCAGUAUUUUUUAUCUUUAGCAUGUCCGAUGAUGUUUUGCAAAUGAAAACUGGUCUAUAAGAUGAUGGCUUAAAACCCUUGUGCAUUAAAAAAACAAUUA
This is a messenger RNA of Bombina bombina (fire-bellied toad), 1874 nucleotides long. RefSeq names its product tubulin tyrosine ligase like 2 (gene TTLL2). The coding region runs from base 1 to 1767 and encodes 588 amino acids. The record is from RefSeq and is a predicted model, not a curated record. Gene Ontology annotation, biological process: microtubule cytoskeleton organization; protein polyglutamylation. Gene Ontology annotation, molecular function: tubulin binding; tubulin-glutamic acid ligase activity. Gene Ontology annotation, cellular component: cilium. The transcript has a single exon. NCBI's taxonomy places the organism in Eukaryota, Metazoa, Chordata, Amphibia, Anura, Bombinatoridae.